AAGGUCGGCUAACGCCGACACUGCCCCACUUCUGCCAGUGCCUCCUCCGCAGUGAGCCAAAGCACGAGUGAUGUCUGGCGCAAUCAAACUUAUCCUUCGACCUCCACCAAAUGUGGAUUUCUUGCAAGGGUUUCCUGGUGUUCCAGCAGGUCCAACCCGGCCACACGCAUCAGUUGGAGGCUCCGUAGAAGUUCGGGUGGCAGAUUCCCACCCGAUAAAGGCCAAAUGGAUACGUAUUGAGCUACGGAAGAUUGAGAUGCUUCCGGGACAGGGAAAUCAUUUUGUGGAAACAGUUGGCAACGGCUCUUUUAACAUAUGGAGUGCCAGGGAUGACUGGGAGGUCCUUACUACGAGGGACAUACAAUUCUCGAUUAGGAUACCGGAAAAUGUCCCACCCAGCACUGCGUUGCAGAACGGCAAUGGCAUUAAAUACGAGCUGGUCGCAACUAUAUGCUACAAAACCAAGAAGGGUCUGUUUCGGCGUGAUACUCCCACGUUGAUUUCUACCUCUUCCCAAAUUAUCAUUGAUAAGCACGAGCUCCACUCAGCCUGGCCAGCAUAUUGCCAGAAAGAUGUGCGACAGGUCAAUAAGGAUGGGUUGACACUCACCGUUGAAAGAGGAAACACCUGUUAUGGUCCGGGCGAUCGGGUCGUAUUGCAUUCAUCCGUUCAAUGCGGCAAGACUUCGGUCUUUGUACGCUCUUUCGAGAUGGCUCUCCGAGAAACUGCUGUAUUCCGGCAGAUAGUAUCUGCAGGCAACAAGGCGUCAAAUGGGCCGCAAAUUAGCUCCAAUUUCGUUGGAUCGGAGAAAGUGACCGUGAACGCGAGCAUCCCAGCGGGCGGUUCGCUGAACUGUGACUUGGGAUGUCCCAUCCCUACUGGCCAUACAUCAACAACCGUGGUCACAGCCAAGUACAUAGAGGUCAUAUACAGCAUAGCUGUCCGUGCCAUGUUCGAAGACGGCAGAGAUCUAGUGAUUGACAACAUUCCUGUCAUGAUGUCGAAUUGGCCGAGGAAUGUCUCUGAGGAAACUGUCAGACGAAUAGGACAUGCACCUCAUUUGUCCUUGGACGCUCCUCCAAUUUCGUCGUCACCAGCUCGCUCCCAAAAUCAAAUAGUUAACGGGGCUAAUAAUUCUCGAACCCAGUCGCAGCCGCGACCACGACCUUACAGCAUUUCGGAGCGUGUUGGCAGCUCAACGCCUCACCCCUCUACCAUGGGGACCUCGAUGCCGACUGUGAAUGAGUUUGGCGAGACAGCUAGACCAGCUCCGAACGAGUACUCUCAAACGACGAAUGGCCGACUGCACGAUACAUCAACGCAGAGCGCCCAGUCACCUUCGCAAAAUUUGGUGCCAGGGAAUCGUCCGCCGUCGAGUAGUGGCGCUGGUGGAGGUUCUCGCAUAGGUACAAAAUCGGUUGUCAACGCGGAUACAGAUAGCUCUACUGCUGGACAACAGCAUUAUGUGAAUGCGGCCGAUGAGAAAGCUAUGUUAGCACGUCAUCAGCAAAUGGCAGACGAGGCUCGCAUGCAGAGUGGGCCAAGUGAUUCUGCGGGACAGGCACAGGGGCCUGGCCAGGCUUAUCAGCAACUUCCGCAACAGCAGUCCGACCGCCAAUGGCUAAGCGCGGAAGAAGAGAAAAGGAAACAACAGUUGCAAAGCAAGUUAUUCAAUGAGGCUAAGCAGGUCGCGGAGGCUACUCAGGCGAGCGUCGGUAAUCCAGACGGCUUCUCGUCUCAAGUCCCGGGCGCUGGCCAAACAGCGCAAUGGCUUACCGCAGGGGACGAGAAACAACGAAUGUUUGAAGAGGCGCAGGCUACAGCUCGUCGCACUCAAGCUUUGGCAGCGAAAAAUACUAAUGCAUACGUUUACGAUCCCUCGCGUGCUUCAAGCCCACAGUACGGGGCUGCGGGCACCAAAGCUAACGUUACCAAUCCCUCACCCAAGCCCGUUGUACAACAAGAACCUAUGAGAGUUGUCCUUCCUCCUAGCACUACCCCCCCACAUCAGCGUACUGCAAUAUCUACGGGGGCGUCAUUGUAUCAGCAGGCAAUGUCGUCCAUCCCCGCCGCCCAGCCUGUGCCAGUGACGAACCCAGACGAUCGACAUAGCGCAGCACCGAAAUUCAAGGCAGAGCAGUCAUCCUCCACUCGACCGCCUGCUGCGCCGAAACAGUGGCCCACCGCCUUACAGGAGAAGGAACAGAUGAAAUACCUAGAGGCUAAACGUGCGGUCGAACGCCAUCAGCGCGUGACCUCGACGGAUCCUGUCCCAUACGAUGCCCUGUAUCCGACGAACAGUACCAGCAAUGGUAACGCUUCCAAGGAUACCAACAGAGCCAAUAGCAGUGGUCAUCGCAAUGCCGCAGUUUCCAAUAUUCUAGCUCCAGGAAGCCCUGGUCAGGUUCCCCACCAGAUUGCACCUUCUUACGUUGGGGGUGGCUCUGGAUCGUCUUCCUCAAGCGUCCGCCAGAACAACAUGAGCAAUGGUCCCCCGCCGACUCCACCGCCCAGACGUAACACUUCUACGUCGACGUCCUCGCCUCCCCCCACAAUGAGCUCAAUCAGAGAGAAUGGCGUGAACGGGGUGCCGCCCUACGACCAGCUUGCUCGGCCUCUAAAUGCUUUAGAGGAGAAGGCACUGCUGAGUAGGAAGUAUGCACAAGAAGACGCGGCUGUAGCAGCAGGGCCUUCCUCUUCAAACUGGGCUGAUGCGCCACCUCCUCCCGCUAGCCCGCCGCCACCCCCCUCUGAUACACUGAAUCGUCCCCUCAACGCUGCGGAAGAGAAGGCACGUGUGAAAGCACAGUAUGAGGCUGCAGACAGAGCGGCCGCAUCGUCCAUUCCUUCCUCUCUUGAAACGGGUCCUCCACCCCCGUUCGACUCCCAACAAUGGAAAGCCCCUCCUUCGCCUCUGGUUCAGGCCCCUGACGGGAUGCCUCAAUAUUUUUCUCCUACAACGCUUGGGCAAUAUCCACUACAAUCCUCCUAUGCCAAUGGGUAUGCCAAUGACUCCGGAGUUCAAACUCAAUCAAUUCCACCGCCUCCACCACCAGAAGCCUCUCAUCAGGUUCAGGCGUCAAUACCAGUCGUUCAUUCGCCACCAGCCGAUAUGACAACGGUGGCACGGCCGCACAUCCUGUUUCAUUGAGCCGUGAUCCCUCUAUCAGCAUUGGAAAGCGCACCCUCAAUUUUCAAUCGCCCUCUCCACUUUUACCACAGCCCCCAGCAGAACGCGUACACCUGGAUAGGGACCAGAGUACUGCCUGGGUUUCUCCGACAUCUGAGCCCUCCGAUUACUCCCUGGACGUUCAGCCUCUCUCGCCGUUUGAUGUUUCUUUCUCUGCUGAACGCCCACCAAUACCUCCAAAAGUCCCUAUAUCAUCUGAUUGAUCUUUAUUACGAUCUGGCACAUCAUUUCUGGUC
This is a messenger RNA of Cantharellus anzutake, 3426 nucleotides long. RefSeq lists its product as uncharacterized. The transcript is spliced from 10 exons. The record is from RefSeq and is a predicted model, not a curated record. Gene Ontology annotation, biological process: division septum assembly. NCBI's taxonomy places the organism in Eukaryota, Fungi, Basidiomycota, Agaricomycetes, Cantharellales, Hydnaceae. The coding region runs from base 71 to 3151 and encodes 1026 amino acids. Gene Ontology annotation, cellular component: division septum.